Messenger RNA from Heteronotia binoei (common prickly gecko), 311 nucleotides. RefSeq names its product TNF receptor superfamily member 12A (gene TNFRSF12A). Gene Ontology annotation, cellular component: plasma membrane. Gene Ontology annotation, molecular function: protein binding. The record is from RefSeq and is a predicted model, not a curated record. The coding region runs from base 11 to 292 and encodes 93 amino acids. Lineage: Eukaryota; Metazoa; Chordata; Lepidosauria; Squamata; Gekkonidae. Gene Ontology annotation, biological process: positive regulation of apoptotic process. The transcript has 3 exons.
ACCAGCUACCAUGUGUCCCAGCGGCCUUUCCUGGAGUCCAGACCUGGAGAAGUGUAUGGAUUGCGCAGUGUGCCAAACACAGAACAAGAAUGACUUCUGCUCCACAUGUGGAGAUACCCAGACCCCCGACACACUCAACUGGUGGAUUCUGGGAGCAUCAAUGGGGGCCUUCGUUCUGUUUAUCAUCAUCGGUGGAAUAAUAUACUAUGCUCGCUGCCGGCGGCGAGAAAAAUUUACAACUCCCAUUGAAGAGACUGGAGGCCAUUCGGCUCAAGAAUCGCUGAUCGAUUGAAAGUGAGAACAAGCACUUU